Molecule: messenger RNA, 1594 nt
Organism: Amborella trichopoda
Lineage: Eukaryota; Viridiplantae; Streptophyta; Magnoliopsida; Amborellales; Amborellaceae
Product: Peroxidase superfamily protein
Biological process (GO): response to oxidative stress; hydrogen peroxide catabolic process
Molecular function (GO): heme binding; peroxidase activity
Source: RefSeq, a predicted model, not a curated record
ACCCUCCCCUCCACUCCAGUCCCACUGCGAUAACAACGCUGCGCCAAACUCUCUACACACUGUUCACGCAUCUUAGACUCCAUUCUUCUCCUCCUAACCCUACCUUUUAACUCUAUUCACCAAAAACAUCCCAUCCCAUUCGUAAUUCAAUUUCCCAAAACUCCCCUCCAUUUUUCAUUUGAUGGGGGCAAUUCAGUUAUUUUAAUUUUAAUAACUUUAUUUUUUUAUUUUUUUAUUUCCAUUUUCUCUCCUUAUCUUGGAAACUCUAGGAGUGGCUUAGAAGCCUUAAACACAAAAAGCAAAGAAACCCCAAGAAUCAAAACCAGGUGUACUUUCAUUGUUUGCUUAAAUUGCCAAAAUUUUAGAAUUCAUUACCAGCAUUGCUUAGGUUUCACUACUAAUGGCUGUUAUAUAUGGGAACCACCCAUAGGCUAGUUUCCACGCAAAGAAUCUCUUCAGUAACUGAAACAAAAAAAAAUAAUAAUCAGUUGGAUUUAUUCAAGAGAAGAUAAUGGGUAUGCUUGGUUUUCUGGUGUUGGUGGCAAUGGUAAUGGGCAGCGGAACAAUUCGCUCAGAGGCAAAGCUGAGCACUUCUUACUACGACCGGACUUGCCCUCAAGUGGAGAGGGUGGUGUCUGAAACUGUAUGGAACGCAUCGAUGCACGACUCCAAAGUCCCGCCCCGCAUCCUCAGAAUGUUCUUCCACGACUGCUUCAUAACGGGAUGCGACGCAUCAGUGUUACUAGACUCGACUCCUAAAAACCAGGCAGAGAAAGAUGCACCACCCAAUGUAUCCUUGCGCUCUUUCUACGUGAUAGACCAGGCCAAAGCUAAGCUCGAGACUGUUUGCCCGAGAACGGUCUCAUGCUCUGACAUCCUCACUAUAGCAGCAAGAGAUGCAGUAACCCUGUCAGGAGGCCCAUACUGGAACAUGAAGAAGGGAAGGAAAGAUGGUAAGGUUUCGAAGGCCUCAAACACCAGAGGCCUACCAGGACCCACAUUCAAUGUCUCUCAGCUCCUCCAAAGCUUCUCAAACCGAGGCCUCUCUAAAAAAGACCUAGUGAUCUUAUCAGGAGGCCACACUAUUGGUUUCUCCCACUGCUCUUCCCUCAAAACACGGAUUCGUAACUUCAAUUCGAGCCAUUUUUCUGACCCCACAAUGAAUCCUGAAUUCGCUGUCACUCUUAGAACCCAAUGCCCUCCCCACAAUGUGAACCCUAAUGCUGGCCAAUUACUUGACUCCACUUCGAGAAAAUUUGAUAACAAUUAUUAUAAAAGGUUGAUGGGAGGUAAAGGAGUGUUUGGGUCUGACCAAGACUUGUUCACUGACCCUCGAACCAGAGGGCUUGUUGAACUGUUUGCAAAGGAUCAAGGGGCAUUCUUUAGAGAGUUUGCAGCUUCCAUGAUCAAGCUGGGGGAGGUAGGUGUGAAGGAUAAGGAUGGUGAAGUCAGGAUUAACUGCAGGAUUGUUAACUGAUGAGACAGCAGAGAGUUUUCCCAAGGAGAAAUAAGAGCAGUAAAAAGUCAUGAAUUUUUUUUGUGAGUGUGAAACACUAUUGUAUUAGUAUUUAAUAAAGAGUUUUCCAGCAAACAA